Acaulospora morrowiae is the source of this 155-nucleotide messenger RNA. The record is from the annotation of a GenBank genome assembly. NCBI's taxonomy places the organism in Eukaryota, Fungi, Glomeromycota, Glomeromycetes, Diversisporales, Acaulosporaceae.
AUGGACAAUAUAGAGGUAGACCAGUUUAAUAGUCCUGUAGAAACAGAAAUCUUGGGCUUCAUCUCUUCAGAGUGCUUAUAUCCCUUCCGUCCCUUACAAUUGCUAUUCUCUCCUUUUCUGCUAGGCAACAUUAAGGAGCUGGCAGAUCAGACAUG